AUGUUGUACGGAAACCCGUUACGUGUUCCAGGACAGCUGUUGUCACAGAAAUGCCAAAAGCCAGGUGAAACCGAUUUCGUUUCAUCACUUCGUAAUGCAUUGGCUCAACUGAAGACAAUCAACGGCAGCAGACACGGGCAUCACCCAGUCUAUGUUCCGAAUGACCUCCUAACCAGCAAGUUUGUGUUCGUGCGUGUCGAUCGGGUGAGAGCUCCAUUGGAACAGCGGUAUGAAGGUCCGUUUCAAGUUCUUCAACGAGAUGAAAAAUAUUUCGUAAUUAACAGAAGAGGGAGCAGGUGCACCGUCUCGUUAGACAGAUUAAAACCAGCUUAUUUGACUAACGAUGAACUUACCGGCAAGCAGUUUUCGCCACUUCCUUUAGUCAAUCAUGAGCGGAAACAAGCAUCCGAGAAGAAGGUUCUUAAACCGUCGGCCGUUUCUUCAAAGGUUUCGCGUUCUGGCCGAGCAGUGCAUUUCCCAGCGAAGUUGUGUGACUACCGCGAGUAA
Molecule: messenger RNA, 507 nt
Organism: Teleopsis dalmanni
Lineage: Eukaryota; Metazoa; Arthropoda; Insecta; Diptera; Diopsidae
Exons: 1
Coding region: 1-507 (168 amino acids)
Source: RefSeq, a predicted model, not a curated record